AAAGGUAUUGUACCAAUUCUUGCUUACAACAUUUCAGUACUAGACACGCGUGACACUGAAACGUGGAAUUCAUUGAAAGUGCUUAGUCAUAGACCAAAACCAGGGAGGAGGGUAUUUGGGAGCACAUUCUAUUGGCUGCCAGGAACUAAGCUUUUUUGUUAUCAUUCAGGAGUAACAUAAUUUGCAGUAGUUAAACGCCUGAUCUGUCUGAAUACUAUGGCAACUCAAACCAAGGUAAAUCAAUGAGAAACGUUAAGGAAGAUAUGAGAAUAUUACUUAUCACGUGCACUGAUGUACUUUUCUACCCUUUAGCCCAUUCUUCAUGGAUAUUUCAGGAGUUCAUGCUCUUGGAGGGUUCGAAUCGGUAAGUACCUUUUGACUAUGUAUAUUCCACAUCUCUGCCUACUUUACAACAUAAUUCAAUUGUCAAAUAUUUUUGACACUGGAAAUAAAUAACCUACGUUGCUUCUUCCAGCUUUUGCUCUUAAAGGUAUUGAAUUUGACCAAGUCCCAGUCAAUCUAAUCAAAGAUGGGGGUCAGCAGGUAACUUCCUCACGCCUCAUGCUUUUGCUUUUAAGGUAGAGGUAUUGAACCUCAAUAAUGGUGUAACAGAUAUAAUGUUCUCAUACUGUACACAUCAGCUUACAGACCAAUACAAGGGGUUAAACCCUAUGCAACAAGUGCCUGCUGUCCAAAUUGAUGGCAUCACCCUGUCACAGUCGGUGAGUCCAAUGAUGUUAUUGGUUUGUCAAUGUUCCAACAGUUAUGUACUUCUGAGAUACUGAUAAAAGUUAAGAUAACUUCUUAAAUCUUGCUCCAAAUUCCCCAAAUGCAACAUUGACAAAACUCAUCCACUCACCCUCAGCUGGCAGUGAUCCAGUACAUUGAGGAGACCAGAACAGGACCCAGGCUUCUCCCUGCAGACCCAAAGAAACGUGCCCAGGCACGCAUGAUCUCUGACCUCAUCGCCUCUGGGAUCCAGCCUGUGCAGGUGAGUGAAUUACAGCACAAAGAAAGUGGGUAAACGAGAGAAAAGUAUACAACCAAUUGAGGGCAUACCAGUCCACUGCAGAUCUGACCCAAUUUGUAAAACAAACUUUGUUUACUGUAUGGACGUCAUGUGGUUGAAUUGCCAUUGCAACAAUGAUGACUAUAGAGGUACACCGUCGUCUGAUCAUUUGUAUUUCAGAAUUUGUACGUGCUACAGAAGAUAGGAGCCGAGAAGGUGCAGUGGGCACAGCAUUUCAUCCAAAGAGGUUUUGAAGGUGGGUAAAAUAGCCUUACAUACAAUACCAGUAUCAUUCUAGACAACCAUUACAGGCCUGACUCAUGCCCCUAUGUGUCUCUCAGCCCUGGAACCCAUUCUGAAAGAGACAGCUGGCAAGUACUGUGUAGGGGACGAGGUGAGGGGACACUCAUCACAUCAAAACACAGUAGACAUCUCUUCAAGUUUAGGAAUUCUUGAACUAACCAUGUUUACCUUUUAGAUUUCCAUGGCAGACAUCUGUCUCGUCCCUCAAGUCUAUAAUGCUGAACGGUAAGGCACCCACAGUCAUUCAGAACUGUUAUAGAAGUACACCACAGUAUGAGACCGAUUCAUCACUUAACAUACAACCCACGAGACUUUUACAUUUGCCCAACAGGUUCAAAGUGGAUGUUGAUCAGUUCCCAACUAUCAAAAGGCUAAACCAGACCUUACUGAAGGUAGAUGCUUUCAAAGGGAGUCAUCCGUCCUGCCAACCAGACACACCUGCUGAAAUAUGUACUUGAGAACCCCUGAUGUCUAAGGGAGCCAGUAGUGCCACAAUCAUUGAAUACUUCAAUAAAAUGCUUUGAUAUGUCUUUGGUUUCAAUCUCAUUAAAUAAG
Coregonus sp. 'balchen' is the source of this 1867-nucleotide messenger RNA. Lineage: Eukaryota; Metazoa; Chordata; Actinopteri; Salmoniformes; Salmonidae. The record is from the annotation of a GenBank genome assembly.